Procambarus clarkii (red swamp crayfish) is the source of this 429-nucleotide messenger RNA. Lineage: Eukaryota; Metazoa; Arthropoda; Malacostraca; Decapoda; Cambaridae. The record is from RefSeq and is a predicted model, not a curated record.
AUGAAUGACACCCCUCGACCCAGGAAUGACACCCCUAGACCCAUGAAUGACACCCCUCGACCCAGGAAUGACACCCCUAGACCCAUGAAUGACACCCCUCGACCCAUGAAUGACACCCCUCGACCCAUGAAUGACACCCCUCGACCCAUGAAUGACACCCCUCGACCCAUGAAUGACACCCCUCGACCCAUGAAUGACACCCCUCGACCCAUGAAUGACAACCCUCGACCCAUGAAUGACAACCCUCGACCCAUGAAUGACAACCCUCGACCCAUGAAUGACACCCCUCGACCCAUGAAUGACAACCCUCGACCCAUGAAUGACACCCCUCGACCCAUGAAUGACACCCCUCGACCCAUGAAUGACACCCCUCGACCCAUGAAUGACACCCCUCGACCCAUGAAUGACACCCCUCGACCCCAUGAAUGA